Molecule: messenger RNA, 156 nt
Organism: Plasmopara halstedii
Lineage: Eukaryota; Oomycota; Peronosporomycetes; Peronosporales; Peronosporaceae
Exons: 2
Coding region: 1-156 (51 amino acids)
Source: RefSeq, a predicted model, not a curated record
AUGCGGCGUGGAUCCCACACAGAGGAUGAUGUCAAAGGCUAUAUACCAAACCAAGAGCGAUUCAAGCAAUUUUCUCACCUUAAAAUCAAGACGAUAUGUAUCAUUAAUGCUAGCUCAAAAAUAGAUGCUAUUAACUUAGAAGAGAACACUAGGUAA